This is a messenger RNA of Aedes aegypti (yellow fever mosquito), 4473 nucleotides long. It is a transcript of the gene Ptpmeg, whose product is annotated as tyrosine-protein phosphatase non-receptor type 4. The coding region runs from base 730 to 3876 and encodes 1048 amino acids. NCBI's taxonomy places the organism in Eukaryota, Metazoa, Arthropoda, Insecta, Diptera, Culicidae. The transcript is spliced from 10 exons. The record is from RefSeq and is a predicted model, not a curated record. Gene Ontology annotation, biological process: protein dephosphorylation. Gene Ontology annotation, molecular function: protein binding; protein tyrosine phosphatase activity. Gene Ontology annotation, cellular component: cytoskeleton.
AACAUCAUCACAAAAGAAGCGCAGGCAAAGAUCCGUGCGUACGCCUCCUCUUCUCGGUCUCGCUGUUUUUCACUCUGCUUUUCGGUCGGUUUUACAGCCAGUGGAACGCUUUUCGGUCGGCUAGUGGUCUCAGUUUUUCGCGAAUUUAUGCCCUAAAAUUUGUACUAUUCUUUGCUAAAGUGGUACCAAAACGCGGAUAAUCGUCUGUGAAAUCGGUUUCCAGUGUUGGUUGGCGAAUUCCGAGCGGUUUCAAGUGCUUUUUCGGCGUUUUUCAGUACAUCCUGUCUGGCUGCUGAGUGCUUAUAUUUUUUUUUGUCCUCUGGUGCUUCAUCACUGAUUGGGUGCUGCUUCUGCUUCUGGUGCAUUAGAAGGCGACAGUGAAGUGAGUGCAAUCCCGAAGCUUCAUCCGUGUAAAAUCUUAUUCUUGGUGCGUGUGUUUUGAAUGCAAUCAGUGCAAGUCGGUCAGAAAACAAACGACAAGCAUUUUGCUGCUACCUGUUAGUGCAGCCUUGAGAGGGAUUGAAGAUUGUGAUAGAAAUUUGUUCGGUGUCCAUUCGGAAUUUGUUGGAAUCACGGUCUAUCAAAAGAGUCUACACCGGAUUAACUUCCAGCUCUUUAUCUUGUGAGCAUCGUACUUUCAAUUGACUACUCAAGUUCUGCUCGUUACCGGUGCCAGCCUGCGGCUAGUCUCCCUGAAGCGCCCCUCCCCCCAAGCUAUGGCCAGGCGCUAUGCUUGAGCGUGUUCGCAUCGGUGGUCUCAGUGGAACGUACAAAGUAAGAAGUGCCGAGCUGGCGCGCGACAAGAAAUCCCAAACCAAAGCGGUGACCGUCCUGUUCCUCGAUGAAACCACCCACACCUUCCAGCUAGAGAAGAAGGCCAAAGGAUCGGAUCUGCUCGAGCUGGUCUUUCGACAUCUGGAACUAUCCGAGCGGGACUACUUCGGGCUACAGUUCCAGCCGAAAUGUGCCACCUCCAACAGCAGCAACGGCAAAAGAAGCAAAAAUGGCUCCGGAUGCAACAACGGUAGCACCGGUGGAAGCGAGGGGACUGCAAUUUCGUUUGAGUCCGGGCGAUGGCUUGACCCGAACAAGCCCUUCCGGAAACAGUGGAACGCAGUCCGCCUCUCGGGUGACAUCAGUCCGGUGCUGAUUUUUAGAGUCAAGUUUUACAUCACCGAUCCAAGCCGACUGUGCGAAGAGUAUACGAGAUAUCAGUUUUAUCUGCAGAUAAAGCGGGAUAUAUUCCAAGGGAAGCUACCCGUGGCGUUGAAUACCGCCUGUCUGCUGGCUAGUUAUACAGUUCAGUCUGAACUAGGCGAUUACAAUCCACUGGAACACACACAUGGCUAUCUCAGUGAUUUGCAGCUACUGCCGGAACAAAACGAAGAAGCAGAACAUCGGAUAUCGGAGCUACACAAGCUUCACCGAGGGCAGCUACCGGCGGAUGCCGAGUACAACUAUCUUGAACAUGCCAAACGGUUGGACAUGUACGGGAUAGAUUCUCACAGGGCAACGGACUCGGCCGGAAAAGAACUGAGUCUGGGUGUUUCAUCCAUAGGAUUACUAGUCUAUCAAAACGGUAUUCGUAUUAACACCUUCUCCUGGUCCAAGAUGGUGAAGGUGUCAUUCAAAAGGAAAGAUUUCUUCAUUCAACUUCGGAGGGAACCGUCGGAGAGCUACGAUACACUGCUCGGGUUCAACAUGGGCGCACACCGCAAUGCAAAAUCACUGUGGAAGGCAUGUGUGGAACAUCACUCGUUUUUCCGUCUGCAAAGACCGCACCGAUCACCACGAUUCCUGCCAUUAACCCUAGGUUCUAAGUUCCACUAUUCCGGCCGCACUGAGCUUCAAGCCGUACAGGAGAGUCGACAACGGUGCAAGGUGGCGAAGAUCUUCAUCCGUUCGCCCAGUAAACGUCAACUGGCGGUAUCCCAACCUCAGUCUCCACUGCUGAACGGCUCCGGCAAUGAGAGUUCCAACGGAACCGCCAAUAACAAAAAUCAACUCUCAUUGCUAUCGUUAACCAAGGCCACACGGGCAUACGAUAAGGUCACAUCAAAAACUCCGUCGAUUCCGAGGAAAGCUUGGGAACAACAGAGUGAUGAUCCCACAUUCAUCGAGCACUGUGCCCGAACGUACGAUUCGCAGGUUCCGACCAUGUUCGAUUCGCCUCCCGCCUACAACGGUAUCAACAAUCCGGAAAACAGUGUACCCAAGGAGGAAGGUCUGGUCACGAUACGACUGGUGGCGGACGAUCAAGGUCGGUUCGGAUUCAACGUGAAAGGUGGUGUGGAUCUGAAUCUGCCUGUGCAGGUGUCACGAGUGGCACCUCACACGCCGGCAGACAAAAGCACUCCUCGGAUCUGCGAGGGAGAUCAGCUAGUGAUGAUCAACGGGCGCGACGUUAGUACCAUGAUGCACGAGCAGGUUGUGAAUUUGAUCCGUGCCUCGCGGCAGGGUGGUGAGCUUAUGCUAACAUUGAAACCGAAUGCCUUAGUCGACUAUACGGAAGAGGAACCACUUUAUCAGUACGUUCCGGAGGAGAGCGAUAUCGUUCGUGGCGAAUUGAACGGCGAUCAGCUGUUCACGCAAUCACUGCUGCUGUUGAGCGACGGGUUGGCAUCCGGAUCGCUGCUGGCGCAGUACGAGCAGAUGUACAGGAAAAACGCGGAUCUGGCCAUCACCGAAGCCCGGAAGAACGAGAAUCUGAACAAGAACCGCUACAGGGAUAUUUCGCCUUAUGAUUGUACCCGCGUGGUGCUGCUAAAUGCCGAAAGUGGAGACUAUAUCAACGCAAAUUACGUCAACAUGGAAAUUCCUCCCACGGGGACAAUCAACCGAUACAUCGCCACACAGGGUCCCUUAUCGACCACGGUGAACGAUUUCUGGCGAAUGGUGCAACAGGAGAGCAGUCAUCUGGUGGUUAUGUUGACCACCGUCAUGGAACGAGGCCGACCCAAAUGUCACCAGUAUUGGCCCUCGGCCGAUGAGGACCCAUUGGCCCUAUCUGAAGGAUUUUCUAUCAGGUGUUUGAAUGAGAAACCGGACGAAACUGGAAGCUUCGUCUUCCGGGAUCUGGUACUGACUGAUGAGAAAACUAAUGAGACCAGAACUAUCCAACACAUGCAGUACCUUGCUUGGCCGGACCACGGAGUACCGGCUGAUCCAGAGCUGUUUUUACAAUUCACGGAGAAGGUUCGUUCCGCUAGGAACACCACUCUCUUGCAGGAAAUUGAAGCCAGCUUGAAGAACGUCAAAUUGCGAACGAUGGACGAAAACGGUGGAUUGGAUUCUUCGGAGCGACGGAUUGUACACACGGAUAGCGACGAAAGUCCAAACGAUAUGCCAUCUUCUACGUCAGUUCACCAAUACAUCAGCGCAGCUAAUCCUCCCAUCAUUGUUCAUUGUUCCGCUGGAAUCGGGCGUACGGGGGUUCUUAUUCUGAUGGAUACGGCACUCGCAUUGAUGGAAGCGAAAGAACCCGUGUACCCGCUAGACAUUGUGCAGGCCAUGCGCGAUCAACGGGCAUGUAUGGUUCAAAACGUGAGUCAGUAUCGCUUCGUGUGCGAAUGCAUCUGCGCAGCGUACCGAAACAUGGUAACAAAAGAAGUGAUGGAGGCCACAGCAGUUCCACUGAAAUCAAUUGCUGUCACGAAUGGUGCCAGCGCUCCCUUGGUAUCCUCCAGUGACGAGGAUUCGAGUUCCCCCCUUGAGGAAGCCCCCCAGGGUUCACCGCCGGUGCGAAAAGCCCCGUUAGCCGUGGAGACGACGAGCCUCACUACCACCCCCACCACCAACAAUGUUACGCCCACUAAUGGAAACGAGCCCGCUACCGUUACGACUGCCAUCAACGGGAAUGCCCCGGCGGAUUCCUGACGAGAAACCAUUGUUUAGGUUCCUUGCUUAUUGUCAUUGUCCUUUGUUGGGAUACUUUUAUUCUCCUCCUAUGUUAAGUUAUCAGUCCAGUCCCGAGAUACGAACAAAACGUAAGCAGCUUACAAACUAAACAUAUUCAUCUACGUAUAUUACGCAUAUAGUUUCCCAGAGAUUGAGGGCGAUGACGACGACGACUGGAGUCGCCCAUUCGCAAUCGUAUCUUCGUAUAUAUUAUUAGUCGUUUAUAUUGAAUAGGCAUCAACGUACAUUUUACACAACAAAUAUCAUUUACUCUGUGCUAUUUAAUCAGUCAAUAACGUAUAUAUCUUUCCCUAUCUCUCUUGUAGACUAGUAGACAACAGUGAAAAUUUAUUAUAGUCGUAAACGAGAUUUAAAACUACUGUUCAUUAUUGGCUCCGUGUAGAAGAUUCCCCUCGUUCCCUUAUUCCCCAAUUGCAACACCCUGAAUCCCGUGAUCCGUGUGUGGUGUCGUCAAUUCUCGCAAGAGAGAGGAAAAACUGUCCAUAUUUUUCACCAACGAUUUCUCUAUUGAUAGAUUUGAAUACGAAAUAAAACAGAAAAUUGUUUGAAUAAUCA